ACUUCCUUCAAUUCCUUUACCUCUCAAACAGAAGAAACCCUGUGAAACUCCAUUGAAUCCACCUUGUCAAGAUGGCUAUGAGCAACAAUGUCAUCGGAGCCAUCAACUUUGUUGGUGUUCUCCUUUCCAUUCCAAUCAUAGGUGCAGGAAUCUGGCUCAUGAAUGAACCUGACAAUGCUUGUGUUAAGAUACUUCAAUGGCCUGUCAUCAUUUUGGGUAUAGUGAUCUUGGUUGUAGCACUAACAGGUUUCAUUGGAGCUUUUUGGCGCAUUCCUUGGCUCCUCAUCUUCUACCUUAUUGCAAUGCUUAUCCUUAUAAUACUGCUAGCAUGUCUAGUAGUAUUCAUUUAUAUGGUCACUAUUAAGGGUUCAGCUCACAUUGCUCCUAGUAGAGCCUAUCUGGAGUAUCAUCUUGAUGACUACUCCGGUUGGCUACGACGAAGAGUGCAGAGUUCUUUCAAGUGGGAUCAGAUUCGAAAUUGUCUUGGCUCCACCAGCAUGUGUUCAGAAUUGAAUCAGAGUUACCAUUUUGCACAGGAUUUCUUCAAUGCACGCCUUACCCCCUUACAGUCCGGAUGCUGCAAGCCACCGACCCAAUGCGGGUACACGUUUGUGAAUCCGACAUACUGGAUUAGUCCGAUAUAUACCGCGGCCGACAUGGAUUGCUUGCAGUGGAGUAAUGAUCAAACCCAACUUUGUUAUGCCUGUGACUCAUGCAAAGCAGGUUUACUAGCUAAUCUUAAGAAGGAAUGGAGGAGAGUAGAUGUCAUCUUAGUCAUCACUCUGAUUGCUCUGAUAUGUGUUUACUUGAUGGGUUGUUGUGCCUUCAGAAAUGCUAAGACUGAAGAUCUGUUUCGUAGAUACAAGCAAGGUUAUACUUAGUGAU
This is a messenger RNA of Telopea speciosissima, 885 nucleotides long. RefSeq names its product protein TORNADO 2. Bases 72 to 881 code for a protein of 269 amino acids. Gene Ontology annotation, cellular component: plasmodesma; plasma membrane. Lineage: Eukaryota; Viridiplantae; Streptophyta; Magnoliopsida; Proteales; Proteaceae. The transcript is spliced from 2 exons. The record is from RefSeq and is a predicted model, not a curated record. Gene Ontology annotation, biological process: auxin-activated signaling pathway.